AUGAAGGCCUUUUUGAUUGAGCUUCUGCUGAAGGAUACGGAAAGACUGGACUGGAAAAAAUGUCUUUCAUCAUACCUUAAGAAAAUGUACGGGGCGCAGUCCUGGUCGCAGUUUUACGAUGCCCAGCUUGCCUCAGACUUUGAUGAUUGGAGAAUAUCUUCAAACGGGGAGCUAUCGCCAGAGUCCUUGCUAGCCGCAAACCUGACGUACUAUUGCUAUUUGGAACAGCUAAACUUGAGACUCGGGAACAAAUACAAACAAAUGAAACUCGAUAUUACCUGGUACGACGCAGACUACUCCAUCACUCCAAAAGAUCAGAAAUAUACUCAGCAUACUAUUGCCUUUGAGAAAUCUUCAGUAAUUUACAACAUUGCAGUGAUAUGUAACCAACUGGCCAGAGAGAAGUUGACAGAUGACUAUAAACCGAGCAUCGGUUACAUGACAAAAGCCAUGUGUUGUUUCAAAUAUCUGUCCGAAAACUUUUUAAACUCCCCAUCAAUUGACCUACAAGCUGAAAACACGGGCUUCUUAUCCCUGUUAUGUCAUGCCCAGGCUCAAGAAAUGUUCUUACUCAAACUGCUCAACGGUCCAAAUGCAGAGAAACAGGCCUCACUAAUAAGCAAACUAGCUGUGGCAACUCACCAACUCUACAACCAAUGCAAUGACUUUUUGAAGACACCCGAGGGCGGCAUAACUCCAUAUGGUGAACCCAGAUGGGGCACAACUAUGACAUGCAAAACUUACCUUUACAAGUCCAUAGCCGCAUUUUAUUAUGCCCUCUACCUUGAACAGCAAAACCAAAUGGGCGAAGCCAUUGCUUUCACCAAACUAGCACAUUUGUCUUUGAUUAAUGCUCUUCCUUUCAAAGCAUGGCUUAAAGAGUUCGUCGACUUUGAGGGGCUAAAGAAUAGUAUCAAUAUGAAAACAGAGCAGCUCAACAAAGAUAAUGACUACAUUUACCAUGAACUUAUCCCUAAUAGCGUGUCACUCGACGUUGUCAAGUCAAUGGAUGCUAUUAAACCAAUGACGUGGAAUUCUAUCAUUGAUGAGUCCAUGAAGGACAUUUCCCCUAAGUGCGAAGCUCUGUUCAAAGGUAUUGUUCCCAUGGAGGUCUACGAGAAAGAAAGCAUUUAUUCCGAGGAGAAGUCUAAAAUGUUGAGGGCAGAAGUGGAAGCUACCGAGACUGCAGAUUUGGAAUACAGCUCAUUCUUAGACUUUACGCAAUUACCAAGCCUUAUUCCGGACUUGGAAAAAAGGUACAAGAGUGGAGAGGUGUACAAAACUAAUCCACAAGUGGAACUAAUGAGGAACCAGUUGCUGACAUGGAUAAAAACGUACCAAUCAAGUCCUUACAUGAGCGUUGAAAAACAGAUGACUCUGAUAGUUAAUAAAAGGAAUGAAAUCACUGAAGUUUAUCUGAAUUACCACCUGAUCAGAAAGAAAACGACUGUUAAACUGAAGAGUUCUUUGAUUGAAGCGUCAAGGUCUGAUGAGAAACUAUUUUCGUUAAUGAAGCCGUAUUCAAAAGAGCUGGGAAUACUGGCAAAUGACAACUUGCUAUGGCAGACGUUCAACAAAUUUGAUGGCGAUGGCUCUAAUCAAGAAAGCCUGCUGGACGUUGAUGACACGAAGACUGAAAAGAUUUUAGAUAUUUUGAAGAAACUAAGACAACUGUCUGAAGACCUAAGGGUACUAAAGGAGGAAAGAAAAGAUAUAUUAGAAGAAUUGAAAACGAAAGUUAACGAAGACGACAUCACAACCCUUCUCAUUACUGAAUUGGGGAAAUCCGAUAAAGAACUUCAUGAACUAUUCUCCUCUGAGCUGGAAAAAUUCAGCCCCUUGAGCACUCGCCUAGAGGCGACUAUCUUCAAACAGGUGUCCUUCAUCAAUGAGGUCAAAGUUAAUUUGGAUCAGGUGUUUGCGCUUUCAAGGUACACAGAAAUGAACUCUGAAGAAAUGAAGAGGGAAGCACAAAGAAAAGAAUUUUUUGGCAGGAUUGAGAAAGCUAUGAUGAAUUUUACUAUCUUCGCGUCCGAUAUAGGCAAGGGUAUCCAAUUUUAUGAUUCUCUGUUUAAGAUGUCUAGGGAUCUGCUAAAUUCCAGUAGAAGGCAAAGCGCUGCAAGCAAUUCAAAUUCGGAUUUAGGAUUUUCACCUCGGCCUGCUCUCCCACCCCAACCACCCAGACAAAAUAUCUCAAAUGGUCCAGGGAUUCCUGGUGGUGCAAUGAACACGAUGAAUACCGGUAUGGAGAAUCUGUCGUUGGAUAACAGAAACAACACAAGGCCUUGGAUCCCGACCCAUCCGUCCAACGCCCCUCCGCCAGCCUACCAAGCGGAAACUUCAACUUAUCAACCACUUCGAAUGCCACCACAUUUUUCAAGAGCUCCAAUCCCACAACCUCCAAUCCCACAACCACCAAUCCCACAACCACCAACCUCUCAAUUUUCGGGAGGAAGUGCACCAUAUGGCCAAUCAUACGAUCGACCAGCUCCCCUCUUACCGCCUAAACAGCCAAGUAAUAACGGGAUAACCAGAGAUCAGCAGUUUGAAAAUGAAGAACGUGAAAUAAGAAGGAACCCGACAGCAAUAUACGAUAAAUCUUCAGUUUUUGAUGAAAAUCUUUACUACAAGUAUAGUGACUAG
Messenger RNA from Huiozyma naganishii CBS 8797, 2643 nucleotides. It is a transcript of the gene BRO1, whose product is annotated as Bro1p. The record is from RefSeq and is a predicted model, not a curated record. Bases 1 to 2643 code for a protein of 880 amino acids. Gene Ontology annotation, cellular component: endosome. Gene Ontology annotation, biological process: protein transport to vacuole involved in ubiquitin-dependent protein catabolic process via the multivesicular body sorting pathway. The transcript has a single exon. NCBI's taxonomy places the organism in Eukaryota, Fungi, Ascomycota, Saccharomycetes, Saccharomycetales, Saccharomycetaceae. Gene Ontology annotation, molecular function: protein binding.